AUGAGCUCCAAGCACUCCUCUGACUGGAUCCCCUACAGCACUUUAGAUGAUGAGGGCAGCAACCUGCGGCAGCAGAAACUGGACCGACAGCGAGCACUCCUGGAGCAGAAGCAGAAGAAGAAGAGGCAGGAACCUCUGAUGGUCCAGUCUAACGUGGAUGGGAGAUCUCGCGCCCGCAGGACCAAGCAGAGCGAGGAGCAGGCUCCGCUGGUAGAGUCCUACCUCAGCAGUAACAGCAGCACCAUCUACCAAGUUGAAAACCAGCGAGCACUCCUGGAGCAGAAGCAGAAGAAGAAGAGGCAGGAACCUCUGAUGGUCCAGUCUAACGUGGAUGGGAGAUCUCGCGCCCGCAGGACCAAGCAGAGCGAGGAGCAGGCUCCGCUGGUAGAGUCCUACCUCAGCAGUAACAGCAGCACCAUCUACCAAGUGCAAGAAGCUGACCAGGAGGAAGCCGGGGUGGUGGGAGACUCACAGACCAAGAAUGACAAGGCCUCGGCCAGCUCAACUCCACAGACAAGCAGUGCCAAGAAGGAGAAGAGGGGAAAGCACAAAGGGAUCGAUGGCCUGGUUUCCCACCAGGAGGACGGUCCGAUACAGAUCCUGACGGUGGGUCACUCGGCCACAGAGGAGGGUGAGGGAGACCCCGUCGUGGGCUGCAUGCAGUCACAGACUAAACAGGACUUGCGGGUCACAAUGCUCAAGAAAGGCAUUUCUAGCAGUAUGAAUUUUGAUGAAGAAGAAGAUGAGGAUGAGGUUAGUUCCAGUUCUUCCCAGCUCAACAGCAAUUCGAGACCGGGUUCUGCCACGAGCAAGAGAUCGUGCAAGGAGGUGGCCUCUGCGUCCACCCCACCAGUGACGGAACCUGCCAUCAAUGUAGAUGACCUCGAGGAAUUUUCCCUGCGUCCUGCACCCCAGGGGGUCAGAGUGAAGUGCAGAAUCACCAGGGACAAGAAGGGCAUGGACCGAGGCAUGUAUCCCACCUACUACCUCCAUCUGGAGCGAGAGGACGGCAAGAAGGUGUUUCUGUUAGCCGGCAGAAAGCGAAAAAAGAGUAAAACAUCUAAUUACCUCAUCUCCAUCGAUCCCACGGAUCUGUCUCGAGGUGGAGAGAGUUUCAUUGGCAAGCUGAGGUCAAAUCUCAUGGGGACCAAAUUCACCGUUUACGACAGUGGCCUGAACCCCGGGAAAGGCAUCAGCAGCCACGAAGCAAGCAAUCCGCGUCAAGAGCUAGCAGCCAUUUGCUACGAAACCAAUGUUUUAGGAUUCAAAGGACCACGGAAAAUGAGCGUCAUCAUUCCAGGGAUGAACAUGGAUCAUGAAAGAGUGUCGAUCCGCCCACGAAAUGACCACGAGUCAUUGCUGGCAAGGUGGCAGAACAAGAACACGGAGAGUGUCAUUGAACUUCACAACAAGACCCCUGUUUGGAAUGACGACACACAAUCAUAUGUACUCAACUUCCAUGGCAGGGUCACCCAGGCUUCUGUCAAGAACUUUCAGAUCAUUCACGAUAACGACCCCGACUACAUCGUGAUGCAGUUUGGCCGGGUGGCGGAGGACGUCUUCACUAUGGACUACAACUACCCAAUGUGUGCCCUGCAAGCCUUUGCCAUCGCUCUCUCCAGCUUUGACAGCAAAUUAGCCUGUGAAUAG
This is a messenger RNA of Lampris incognitus (smalleye Pacific opah), 1650 nucleotides long. It is a transcript of the gene tub, whose product is annotated as TUB bipartite transcription factor. Gene Ontology annotation, biological process: protein localization to cilium. Gene Ontology annotation, cellular component: cilium. Lineage: Eukaryota; Metazoa; Chordata; Actinopteri; Lampriformes; Lampridae. The coding region runs from base 1 to 1650 and encodes 549 amino acids. The transcript has 14 exons. The record is from RefSeq and is a predicted model, not a curated record.